AUAUUGGAUUAUAAAAUGGAAGCUAAAGAAUUGAAUGUGCCAGCAAACAUAAGAGAUAAAUAUCUGAAAGUUCGAAAAAUAUUAGAUGAACAAGGAGUGAAUAAUUCAAAUGAACUUUAUGAAGCUACAAAGAUUUUAAAGGAGAUUAUAGAAGAACUCAACAUUAAGCUGACUGGUUCAAUAGAACCAAAGAAUGAGAUAAUUAUGCUCGCAAUAACUCAUUUAAAUUUAGGCAUAAUACAUUUAGACUCUGAAGAGACAAAAUCUGCUGAGGAACAAUUUAUAAUGUGUACUGAUUUAUUGGAAGACAGAGAACUAGAACCUGGAAGCAUCUUACCAAUGAUAAGUGCCCUCAAUCAACUGGGUAUACUAUAUGCACAGUGGAGUGAGCCAAUGAAAGCUAAGGUUGCUUUGGAAAAGGCUGAGAAACUGUAUAUUGAAUUCACAGAAAAUAUUCGACUCGCUCCAGUUAAUGUGGCAGUUGCGAUGGGCAUGAAUACAGGAGGAUUGAGCGCUGAGAAUUUCCUGGAGAAACUUCAUACCUUAAGUUUGUAUUAUCUUGCACAAGUGUAUAAUACACUGGACGACAAGGACAGGUUUGCAGCAUACUGUCACAAGACAUUGAACAUGCAGCUCAGUCAGGAAGAUGUGGAUUAUAUAGACUGGGCUUUAAAUGCUGCAACAUUAUCUCAAUAUUUCAUAGGGCAUGAUAAUUUUUCUCAAGCAAGGUAUCAUCUAGCUGCAGCAUCCCACAUAUUACAGAAACAUCAGAAUAUAUUAGAGGCAAAGGGCCAAAAGGAGAGCAGCGAGAGCAUCGCUGCGGAAUAUGAAACUUAUUAUCAUAGAUCUGCGGACGUUGCUAGGUGUUGGGUAAAGUAUGGUAUAACUCUACUGAGCGCGUCCAAAGAACGACUGCUGAGAAGAGUUGAUCAGGAAGAUCAAUGCUCGUCGGACGAUUUGAACUCUGGGGCAACGGAAUCUACAAAACCUACAGUGGAACUUAUGAGAUUCGUGGACAUAGAGCCAGAGUUGGAGACCAUCACUGGCCAGGUUACGGAUCAGUACCUGCUCGACUUCGAGGACGCCAGACCGGUGUUCCUGAACGUGCAAAAGUGGUUGGACAAGGCGAAGGCGUACUAUACUUUGGAGAAUCAUGCGUCCGACUAUGCGCGCAUCAUACAAGACAUCUCGCAGCUGUACAGGUACCUGUCGUUCUAUGAAUUGCACGAGGACAGGCAAGCAAAGAUGCACAAGCGACGGAUCGACGUUCUCGAAGGUGUGAUCAAGGAACUGAAUCCCCAGUAUUACCGCGCUGUCUGCCGAGAGAUUUGGAUCGAGCUGGGUGAGACAUAUUCGGAGAUUCUGAACAUUAAGAUGGAUCGUUUGCAGGCGUCUGACGAAAAGCCUACCCUUCACAUGAUAACGAAGAUCAAUCAUCUGUCGAAGGGCAGCAUAAGCCACUUCCGCUCAUAUCUAGAUUCACUGGAGACCGGCAAAUCCGAUGAUGGAGUUCCAAAGUAUUCGGACGACCAGCUAUAUCAAGCAUUGUAUACUCAUUUUCUCAUAGGCAGGCUGUACAACAAGACUAUCACUUCCGAUUUGGGGCUGAGGAUAGAGAACAUGCAAAAGAGUCUCGACGCUUAUCAGUUUAUCGUGAAUUAUUGUGACAAGUAUCCGGAGAAGGCGGAGGAGCUGAAGAAACACGAGUUCAUAAGUCUGUGCAGAGAGUUCGUCGGUCUGCUGCCGCUUACGCUACACAGAUUAAAACAACAACUGAUAGAUUAAUAGAUGGAUAUCUUUUUUACGAUUGUAUAUUUAUUU
Messenger RNA from Harpegnathos saltator (Jerdon's jumping ant), 1821 nucleotides. Its product is annotated as KIF1-binding protein homolog. NCBI's taxonomy places the organism in Eukaryota, Metazoa, Arthropoda, Insecta, Hymenoptera, Formicidae. The record is from RefSeq and is a predicted model, not a curated record. Gene Ontology annotation, biological process: central nervous system projection neuron axonogenesis; microtubule cytoskeleton organization; neuron projection maintenance. The transcript has a single exon. The coding region runs from base 16 to 1785 and encodes 589 amino acids. Gene Ontology annotation, molecular function: protein binding.